AUGGCUUUCGUCCGCCUGCAAUGUUUGCAUUUUUUAGUCCUUGGCUGGCUCGUUUCGAUGUCUGCUUGCACAACCAUUCGCACACGGGACGACACUGCUACUCCAGCACCAAAGAUGAUGCUUGCGCAGUAUAAAGCUGUCCCAUCCCCAAUACGCCCGCAUCCAGCUUUUGCUACUUGCGGACUACGCCACGAAUCUCCACUCGAAUUCAAUACGAGACUCUUGACCACAAGGAACCAUCUCCAUCACCUCGUCCUCAAUUAUGACGGUACUUCGGAAGGAGCGUACUAUAUCCCAGACGAAGGAUCAUGGAUAUACAUCACGACUUCCCGCAAGGACGAACGCACCAAAAUGGUGGAAGAAUUCGAUGCUGCAUUUCAAGACAUCCUAGAACGGCAAGACCUUGCAUCGUUUCGGAAGAACUUCUACUUCUACUUCACAGACUGCGCGACGAACUUUGAGCUCUGCGACAGCGGAAUACCAUUUUCAACACCUCGAUUUAGAAGGGGGACUGAGCGCGUCAAACUCACGGCACCAAGCUUGAUCUAUCUCCAAGACAGUGGACCGUGUACCUCUGGCGAAAUCGGAUGCGGAGAGUGGUGUGACUGGCGCUGCAAAACAACGUAUCAUUAUUUUGAACUCUCUGCCCAACGAUUGCUAUGGAGCAAAAAGCUCAGAGUUACAAGCACGGAUGGAAAGAGGACUGUUGUACCGGCGUUUCCGAGUCCCAGUGCGCAGAUGCGAAGCAUAAUGCUGAUCUACAAGGCACUUGACACGUUUCACAUUGGGCCGAAUCAAGGCAUAUUGAGGGUCAGUGUUGAGCCCCGUGAACGCGAUGCUGCGGUAUAUCUGGCCUGUGCCAAAAAGAAAUUGCGAACGUAG
Molecule: messenger RNA, 882 nt
Organism: Parastagonospora nodorum SN15
Lineage: Eukaryota; Fungi; Ascomycota; Dothideomycetes; Pleosporales; Phaeosphaeriaceae
Exons: 3
Coding region: 1-882 (293 amino acids)
Source: RefSeq, a predicted model, not a curated record